AUGGAUCAAAUCGGACCUACUGAUACGUUUCAACCCUUCCCGCCUAUCACGAUCCGUGAAGAUGUCCUCAAAGCCGCCCUGCCGAUGUGGAUUCAAAAGAUUCAGAACGAACAGACCGAUACUCCCUAUGGCAUAAUCGAUUCAUCCAUCCCCGCUAUCAUCUUUGCACUACUCCAAAGGAAACGCCGCGAAAUCCAUUCAGCCUUCUACAUGAAGGGUGGCUGGGAAGGCUGGUUCCAAGUCGAGUUGGCUCUGUGUCUCGAAGGACAUGGCUACACUGUUGAACGGGAGCAACACGUCUUCAAUGCUCCACUCGAAGCUGCGGAUCUGGUCGUCACGUCUCCCCACGGCAUAUGCACGAUCAUCGAGCUGAAAUGCGAGGGUAUGUAUCAAGAUAUUACAGACGUGCAACUGGCCGCUCCCACAACGAGGGCGAAAUUUGCAGUGCGUAUCGACGCAGAUGUGGAGAAGUUCGGAGCUGGAGGAGGGAAGAUUCGUGAUGAGUAUUGUGGUAUAUUCUUCUGUUGUGUCGGUGUCAGUGGAACGAUGGGCUCGACAGAAGAGGCGAUCAGUCAUCUUUCUUCCGUGAAUGGUUGCAGACCAUGGUUCGAUGGCCUGUCAUUGGAUCGAAUUGCUCAGUAUGCUGUAGAAAAUGGUCUGAUGACAGAUGACUCGAUUGACGAAAGGCCAGUCGACGACUUGGUGAUGUGGUGGUCAGGGGUGCACCAGAAGAUCUGA
This is a messenger RNA of Coniosporium apollinis CBS 100218, 738 nucleotides long. RefSeq lists its product as uncharacterized. NCBI's taxonomy places the organism in Eukaryota, Fungi, Ascomycota, Dothideomycetes. The coding region runs from base 1 to 738 and encodes 245 amino acids. The transcript has a single exon. The record is from RefSeq and is a predicted model, not a curated record.